Molecule: messenger RNA, 863 nt
Organism: Vicugna pacos (alpaca)
Lineage: Eukaryota; Metazoa; Chordata; Mammalia; Artiodactyla; Camelidae
Gene: PPIF
Product: peptidylprolyl isomerase F
Biological process (GO): protein folding; protein peptidyl-prolyl isomerization
Cellular component (GO): cytoplasm
Molecular function (GO): peptidyl-prolyl cis-trans isomerase activity; cyclosporin A binding
Source: RefSeq, a predicted model, not a curated record
AUGGCAGCUUCUCAGGAAGACUUCCUCAGCCCCCAGGGCCACCCAGACCGCAGUGAACGGCAGGUGCACUCAGAAUCGAGCUUCCUCUGCUCCAUUCUGUGUCCAGGGAACCCGCUAGUGUACCUGGACGUGGGCGCCGACGGGCAGCCGCUCGGCCGCGUGGUGCUGGAGCUGAAGGCAGAUGUUGUCCCAAAGACCGCAGAGAACUUCAGAGCCCUGUGCACCGGGGAGAAGGGCUUCGGCUACAAGGGGUCCACCUUUCACAGAGUGAUUCCGUCCUUCAUGUGCCAGGCUGGCGACUUCACCAACCACAACGGCACAGGGGGGAAGUCCAUCUAUGGAAGCCGGUUUCCUGACGAGAACUUCAAACUGAAGCACGUGGGACCAGGUGUCCUGUCCAUGGCAAAUGCAGGCCCCAACACCAACGGCUCCCAGUUCUUCAUCUGCACCAUAAAGACAGACUGGCUGGAUGGCAAACAUGUUGUGUUUGGCCACGUCAAAGAAGGCAUGGAUGUUGUGAAGAAAAUAGAAUCUUUCGGCUCCAAGAGUGGGAAGACAUCCAAGAAGAUUGUCAUCACAGACUGCGGCCAGUUGAGCUAACCCACUGUGGCCAGGGCGCUAGGCCGGUGGCAGCUGCUGCACUUGAGCUGAUUCACUCAGACGGCUGCCUUGGGCUCCCAGCUCAGGGGCCCCUGGAAGUUGCCUGUGCUCACCCCACCGUCUCAGGAAUAUGGGACCUCACAGGACCCACCAGGCUUCUUCCUCAGUGCCUGCCCUACCCCGCCACCCGUUUCUAGACAUCUGUCGUGGACCCCAUCUCACCACACCUCAUCAGGCAUUGCCUGUGAUCACCCUGCCCAAAC